GCUUGAAGAGUUUCUUCUGUGUUAAUAGGUCAGGGAUAUAUGAAUUUAAUGGCAUCCUAAACAAUGAGUGUCACGUCACGACUGUUGUUAAUAGGAUGUUUAGGAGGUGUGGUUAUCUUGGUCGCAGCCAUAGCCCUCCACAUGAGCAAAACUCCAUCAAACGUACACUACCAUACUUUCAAUAUUGAGGUGAGCACUGUUAAGAGGUUGUGCAAAGAGAAGAACAUAGUUACAGUAAACGGGCAGCUACCAGGACCGACUCUGCAUGUAAGGAACGGAGACACCCUGGUUGUGAAAGUCAACAACAGGGCACCAUAUAAUGCUACCAUUCACUGGCAUGGAGUCCGUCAGAUCCGUACAGGGUGGUCUGACGGACCAGAGUACAUUACACAAUGCCCCAUUCAGCCAGGGGGGAGUUACACAUACAGAUUUUCAAUAGAUGACAAAGAGGGAACCCUGUGGUGGCAUGCCCAUGUCUCAUGGCUCCGAGCUACUGUUCAUGGAGCACUAGUUAUAUAUCCUAAGAAGGACACUUCAUAUCCAUUUGCUGAGCCCAAAGGAGAAGCCACUAUUAUCUUAGGAGAAUGGUGGAAUAGCAACCCCAUUGACGUUGUAAAUGAGGCUAUUCUCUCAGGGGCUGGACCGAAUGUAUCGGACGCUUUCACAAUAAAUGGGCAACCUGGAGAUCUAUAUCCUUGCUCCAAUUUAGAUACGUUCAGGCUUCCCGUUAUGCUGGGGGAGACCUAUCUCCUGAGAAUCGUGAAUGCUGCCCUGAACACACAACUAUUCUUCAAAAUAGCAGAGCAUGAUUUCAUAGUGGUGGCAGCGGAUGCUUGCUACACCAAACCCUACUCAACAAAUGUUUUAGUCAUCGCUCCAGGCCAGACAACAGACAUUCUUCUCACCACCAAUGCAGAAGUUGGACGAUAUUACAUGACAGCCACACCCUAUUCCAGUUCAGAUCUAGUAAACUUUGAUACCUCUGAAACUGCUGCAAUUCUAGAAUACCAGAAUACAUCUCCAACACUUCAAUCUCCAAUUUUCCCAGAUCUACCCCUACCCAAUGAUACCUCUGUAGCAAAGUCAUUCAGAACCAGUCUCAGAAGCCUUGAUUCAACACUCUACCCAACAGACGUGCCAUUAAGAAUUCACGAGGAUGUGAUCUCCACAGUAGGAUUAGGGUUGAACCCUUGUCCCCUAGGCCAAACAUGUCAAGGUCCAAAUGGCCAAAGGUUCACUGCAAGUAUGAAUAACAUAUCAUUUGUUAUGCCCACUGUUUCAAUCCUUGAAGCUUACUACUCGGGCAUUAAUGGAGUCUUCACAACAGACUUCCCAGAUAGUCCUCCCAUAAGUUUCGAUUAUACUGCUCAGAACAUACCCGCCAGUCUUUGGACUCCUGUGCCCGGAACCAAAGUGAAAGUCAUUGAAUUCAACAGUAACGUGCAAUGGGUAUUUCAGGGAACGAACAUUGUGGCCGGUGAGGAUCAUCCCAUGCAUCUUCAUGGCUAUGAUUUUUAUGUGGUGGGAGAAGGAUCUGGAAAUUAUGAUCCCUUGCUCGAUCCCGUUGAUUUCAAUCUUGUUGAUCCUCCCAAGCGUAAUACUGUGAUUGUUCCAGUCAAUGGUUGGACUGCCAUAAGAUUCAAAGCAGAUAAUCCAGGAGCAUGGCUUUUGCAUUGCCACUUAGAUGUGCAUUUGUCGUGGGGUUUGAAAACAGUGUUGUUGGUAACGAAUGGAAAUGGAGUUCUGGAUGCCUUGGAAACUCCUCCUCAAGACUUUCCCGUGUGUUAGGUUUAAUCUUCCUAACACUGCUCCGAUUGAAUCUCUUCAAUAAAAGUUCCACACAUUUGUUCGACGAAGUUAGGCAAGUAUUCAUUUUACUGAGAUUUUGCACAAUGUGGGUCCGAGGCUCGCUUAUGUUGGUUGAUUUGUCAAUGGUAGAUCAACCUUUUCAAUUUUUGUUUAUUUUUUUAUUAAAACAUUAUUCAAUACUUUGAUAAAGUCAAAAUUCUUGUAGAAAAACUAUAAUUGUAUCAACAAUUUUCUCAUUUAA
Messenger RNA from Cryptomeria japonica (Japanese cedar), 2050 nucleotides. Its product is annotated as laccase-12. The coding region runs from base 64 to 1788 and encodes 574 amino acids. The transcript is spliced from 6 exons. Gene Ontology annotation, cellular component: apoplast. Gene Ontology annotation, biological process: lignin catabolic process. NCBI's taxonomy places the organism in Eukaryota, Viridiplantae, Streptophyta, Pinopsida, Cupressales, Cupressaceae. The record is from RefSeq and is a predicted model, not a curated record. Gene Ontology annotation, molecular function: copper ion binding; hydroquinone:oxygen oxidoreductase activity.